AAAACUCAACAACAUCAAUGGUGUAGCGAAUAGCGUUCAACCCUUCUAGCAUUGAUUCAUCAUGGUAUAGGCACCAAGAAUGGAAAUAAAAGCAAUGGAGUAACCUUUUGUAGUAUGUUCCGGCCAGGUUGAGCAUGCAGCUAGCUAGAGGUAGUUGUAAUCAUUACAGCGGCAAUGUAGCACUCACUCAAAACUGGGUGGGAUGGGAUCCCUUCCCUUGGUCGCCACAUUACGGCUCAUCUCAUCAUGACUAGCUUGAACGCAGCAAAUUAAGCAACCAUAGCUAACAACAAUGUUGAUACCUCCUUCUGAAUUGAUUAUUCUAUCCAAUUUUCCUUCUGAAUCACUACUACUGGAUAGCAAGUGCGUACGUAGUAGUCAUAAGAAAGAAGCAAAGCUAGAUCGAGAUCAUGCAAGCCAUGCCCUGGUGCCCAUGAUAAUGAGGAGCCGUGCAAGCACAAGCAGAAGCAGGGGUGGAGGAGUGAAGUACUGUGGCCUAUGGGCAGCGGCCAUCGCCUCUGUUCUUCUCGCCAUCUUGCUUGCCUCCACCACACACCUCCCUGCUUCGCCCACCGAUCCUCUGGUACAAGGCCGCCGCCGGCGGAGGCAGUGCGACGAGGAGGCCAGAUGGGUGGCCGGCAUCGCGUCCCAGCUCAACGCCACCCUCGUCCUGACCGUCGACCACCUCGGCUGCGGCAACUUCAGCAGCGUGCAGAAGGCGGUGGACGCGGUGCCUGACCACGGCGCGGCCGGCGGGCGUACGCUGCUGGCCGUGGGCGCCGGCAUCUUCCGGGAGAAGGUGGUGGUGUGGGGCAACAAGACGGGCGUGACGCUGCACGGCCGCGGCAACCUCAACAGCACCGUGGCGUGGAACGACACCGCCGCCUCCAGCGCCGGCAGCACCCCGUCCAGCGCGACCUUCACCGUCCUCGCCGCCGGCUUCGUCGCCUACAACAUCAGCUUCCAGAACACGGCGCCUCCGGCGGACCCGGGCGCCAGCGGAGGGCAGGCGGUGGCGCUGCGCGUGGCCGGCGACCAGGCAGCGUUCCACUGGUGCGGCGUCUACGGCGCGCAGGACACGCUGCUGGACGAGCAGGGGCGGCACGUCUUCCGCGGCUGCUACGUCGAGGGCUCCAUCGACUUCAUCUUCGGCAACGCCCGGUCCCUCUACCUCAACUGCACCAUCAGCUCCGUCGCGGCGGCCACCGGCAAUGGCGGCGGCGUGACGGGGAGCAUCACGGCGCAGGGGCGCGGGUCGGCGUCGGAAAAAACAGGGUUCGCGUUCGUCGGGUGCAGCGUGGUGGGGACGGGGAAGGUGUGGCUGGGGCGGGCGUGGGGGCCCUACGCCACGGUGGUGUUCGCGAGGACGUACCUCGCCGCCGGCGUCGUGGCGCCGGAGGGGUGGAACGACUGGAACGAUCCGGCCAGGCGGCAGACGGUGUUCUUCGGGGAGUACGAGAGCACGGGGCCCGGGGCGUGCAGGGACGGGAGGGUGCCGUACGCGCGGCAGCUGGAUCGCCGGCAGGCCGCGCCCUUCAUGGACGUCUCCUACAUCGACGGCGACCAGUGGGCGGUGCCACCACUGCCAGUAGUACUAACACUGCCCCGGCAGCACGGCGGAGACGAUUCAGAUCAUGCACCACGGGGAGAAGUAAUGUAGCUGCAUGUGCAAGAUCUAAUCUUUUUUGCCCUUUUUGUGGGUUCAAUUUCGUUUUUCUGCAAUUAGGUUUUUUCUUUUCCAAAUGCCGCAGAUCAUAGGUUCCAGUUCUGAAAAAAAAAACCCUACUGAUCAUAUUAAUUAUCUCUAAAAAAAUUCGGAAAAAACAUCCAAUAUAGCACCUUCAAUCACGGUAGUACAAAGAACAUCAGAAAUAAUAAAAAUUACAUCCA
Triticum aestivum (bread wheat) is the source of this 1890-nucleotide messenger RNA. RefSeq names its product probable pectinesterase 15. Bases 293 to 1660 code for a protein of 455 amino acids. The transcript has a single exon. Gene Ontology annotation, biological process: pectin catabolic process; cell wall modification. NCBI's taxonomy places the organism in Eukaryota, Viridiplantae, Streptophyta, Magnoliopsida, Poales, Poaceae. Gene Ontology annotation, molecular function: pectinesterase activity. The record is from RefSeq and is a predicted model, not a curated record.